AUGAGGAGCCUCGUUUUUUAUUCUCUCGCGCUACUCGGACUUUGCGAGGCGGCUAUAUACGGCAGUCCCCAGAACGAACUCGCCAGCUGGGCCCCCCCUCUCGGAAACGACACAAGUUGCUCACAUCCCCGGCCAAACACAUGCACAUUCUACUCAAACUGCCUCGAGAAGCAGGAGCAAUGCGGUUCUAAUGGCUAUCCGAUCGGCUACGGCCUCCACUAUUGUUCGCUUUUCACCAAAGUGCGGUCUGAAAUGUCAGAGAGCGGCCAGACGUGGAUCACGAACACCAUGCUGUGCCUACAACGCGAUCUCAUUCCGUACGGUACAGGAGCGAAGUCGGCGACCUGCGCCGACCUGAAAAAGAUCGCGUUCGGGACGCAUCCGCGCUGCUACGUCGGCCAAGGCAUAUGCAAGCUGCCACCAUCGGACUGGGUCACCAUCGUCAACACGAUUAGCUUGCGGGUGCUAUUUGGAAGCUGGGACUCACUGAAGCAGGUAUUGGAGACUGCGGGAGACUGCGCCGAAUUUUACUCGUGGUUGAUCGAGAAUGAGUUCUCAUCAAUGUUUUGA
Molecule: messenger RNA, 570 nt
Organism: Penicillium riverlandense
Lineage: Eukaryota; Fungi; Ascomycota; Eurotiomycetes; Eurotiales; Aspergillaceae
Exons: 1
Coding region: 1-570 (189 amino acids)
Biological process (GO): intracellular calcium ion homeostasis
Cellular component (GO): extracellular region
Molecular function (GO): hormone activity
Source: RefSeq, a predicted model, not a curated record